AUGCAGGUUCGUGUUCUACGAAGUAUUGAACCUUUAACUAUGAAGGAUCUUGUAAUUGGACAAUAUGUUGCUGAUCCAAACGCUAGUCAACCACCUGCAUCAUUAUCAUACACAGACGAUCCAUCAGUUCCUGCAAACUCCAUAACUCCUACCUAUGUUUGUGCUGUGUUAUAUGUGAAAAAUGAUCGUUGGAAAGGUGUUCCGUUUAUUCUACGAGCUGGAAAAGCGUUGAAUGAACGGAAGGCUGAAGUCAGAGUUCAAUUCAAAGAACCUCAUUUUCACGUAUUUGGAACAGAGGGCGUACCGCGUAAUGAAUUAGUCCUACGCGUACAACCUGAUGAAGCAGUUUAUAUUAAAUUGAAUGUGAAAUCUCCUGGAAUGAAAAUUCAAACAGAAAUCACUGAAUUAGAUCUUACAUAUGCUAACAGAUAUAAACACAUCAAAUUGCCAGACGCCUAUGAAAGAUUAAUUUUAGAUGUAUUCUGUGGAGUUCAAACAAACUUUGUACGCAGUGAUGAACUACGUGAAGCUUGGCGUAUAUUAACACCGAUAUUGAAUCAUUUAGAAGAAAAUAAGAUCAAACCAUAUCCAUAUAUUUACGGAAGUCGAAAUGGUCCCAAAGAAGCAGAUGAUUUGUGUAAACGAGCAGGUUUCCAAUAUUCUGGCAAUUAUGUUUGGAAAUCAGUAGAUCAAGGUAGCUAA
Messenger RNA from Trichobilharzia regenti, 702 nucleotides. NCBI's taxonomy places the organism in Eukaryota, Metazoa, Platyhelminthes, Trematoda, Strigeidida, Schistosomatidae. The record is from the annotation of a GenBank genome assembly.